Molecule: messenger RNA, 1218 nt
Organism: Trachymyrmex cornetzi
Lineage: Eukaryota; Metazoa; Arthropoda; Insecta; Hymenoptera; Formicidae
Product: short-chain dehydrogenase/reductase family 16C member 6-like
Exons: 8
Coding region: 180-1100 (306 amino acids)
Cellular component (GO): lipid droplet
Molecular function (GO): oxidoreductase activity, acting on the CH-OH group of donors, NAD or NADP as acceptor
Source: RefSeq, a predicted model, not a curated record
AACGGAAAAUUCGUAUGUUGGUAGCGGUCAGAGAAGGCUAUAGCCAUGGUUAGUUAGUCGCGGUCCGUACGCGAACGGCGACGGUUCGUAACUUGAACAUCGAAAUUUAUUCGCGUUAGUGCAUUGUGGCGAACUUAAAAAAAGAUUCUCACUAACAAGGGCCAGAAUAGCGAGCAGCCAUGGUAAAAGCAUACAACGGCGCAUUGGUCCUUGCGGACAUUUUGCUACUUAUUUUGAAGAUUCUAUAUUACAUUUGCGAAAGCGUGUAUAAAUUUUUCGUACCAGCAGAAGAAAAAAGCGUGGCUGGUGAGAUCGUUCUGAUAACAGGUACUGGUCAUGGUAUUGGAAAAGAAUUGGCUCUUCGUUAUGCAUCAUUAGGUGCAACAGUGGUUUGCUGGGAUGUGAACCAAGAAUCAAACGAAGAGACAGUGAAUGAGAUAAAGAAAACUGGAACAGCUGCAGCAUACGCAUAUCAAUGCGAUGUGUCGAACAGAGAGCAUGUCUUCAGCGUAGCCGAAAGAGUCAAGCAGGAAGUUGGCAACGUCACUAUUUUAGUUAACAAUGCUGGUAUAAUGCCUUGCCAUGCAUUUCUCGAUCAUACCACUGACGAAAUUAAACGAAUCUUCGAUAUUAACGUGCUGGCUCAUUUCUGGAUGCUACAAGCAUUUCUACCAAGUAUGAUCGAAAAAAAUCACGGCCACGUAGUUGCGCUCUCGUCACUGGCUGGAAUUGGUGGUAUUCCAAAUUUAGUUCCUUACUGUGCUUCAAAAUUUGCAGUUAGAGGACUUAUGGAAUCAAUCAGCGAGGAACUACGGACAUCCACCAAAGGAAAAUCUUUAAUCAAAUUCACUACCAUUUAUCCGUAUAUGGUAGACACUGGACUUUGCAAAAAACCAAAAGUAAAGUUCCCGUCUGCCAUGCCGUUGGUUUCACCGGGGCAAGCAGCCUCACAAAUAAUUCACGCGCAGAGGUGCAACUAUCACGAAAAAACUGUGCCUCCAUUCUGGUUAUCAUUCAACUUAUUAUUAAGACUUUUGCCCGACGAUGCGUUACGCUGCUUAGUGGACUUUUGUGAUAGCGGUGUCGAGGCGGACAGCUAACAAUUGCAAAGAAACAUCUCUAAUUGAUUAAAAACAAAUAUGUGAAUAAAAUUUUUUUAUAUAAUUAUCUAGUAUAUGCUAUUGUAUUAUUUAUAAGACGUCGUACAAAAUCAGGGUU